This is a messenger RNA of Magallana angulata, 1818 nucleotides long. RefSeq names its product integumentary mucin C.1-like. The record is from RefSeq and is a predicted model, not a curated record. Bases 93 to 1412 code for a protein of 439 amino acids. The transcript is spliced from 11 exons. NCBI's taxonomy places the organism in Eukaryota, Metazoa, Mollusca, Bivalvia, Ostreida, Ostreidae.
CCAACCAGGUCACGAGCUAUAAUUGACCAUGUCAUUGAAAGAUAAGACAAUAAUACAGGAAUCUAUUGCGCUUUUCAUGGAACUUAUGAACUAUGAUGAUCGCCAUUGUUAUACUGUCUCUAGUGUGUUUGGCUGCCACGCAGACUCCAGUAUGUGAAGAUAAAACGAGCACGUGUCCCCAGUACGGGCGCACUGUGUGUGCGGCGCCAUAUGAUGGGUGGGCGCGGCAGAACUGCGCCCUCUACUGUGGCUUCUGUACAGCUUCUACCUCUAUACCGAAGACAACUGUGUCAGCCAAACCGGAACCGUGCGAGGACAGGAUCAGUAACUGUGUAGACUAUGGACACGAUGUUUGCAAUAAUGCGACCCUCUCUCCCUGGGCCGCGCACAACUGCCGCUAUUUCUGUCGACAGUGCACAUCAGAACAAUUAGCAAUGGCAGACCUACACCCCUUCAAGAUCGACUGCAGGAACAAGCGAAGCAACUGUGCAGAUUAUGGUCCAAGUAUCUGUAAGGAUCCAUACCAGAAGUGGGGACGGGAGUAUUGUCCUCUCUACUGUGGAUUUUGUACAGACUGCAGAGACAAAAGGAGCAACUGUGCUGAUUAUGGUCAAAACGUUUGCAAAGAGCCGUAUUAUAAAUGGGGACGGGAAUAUUGUCCGAAGUAUUGUGGACACUGCAAUGUUUCUUCCACUACUCAAAUGUUGACCACCCAACCUACGGCGACACCAGUAUCUAAAACACCGGCAAUUAAAACUCCUACCACUCAAAAACCUACGACACGACCACCAAGACCUACCACUACCACCCAAAAACCAACAACACCUACACCAAGACCUACCACUACCACCCCAAAACCCACAACACCUACAACAAGACCUUUCAUUACCACUCCAAAACCUACAACACCUACACCAAUACCUACCACUUCAGCUGUAUUAACCACAACUUCAACUGCUUCCACUACUACUGCGACUGAAGCACCUUGCAUUGACAAAAGACAGGAUUGCAGUGAUUAUGGCCAGAGUAUCUGCAGCAAUUCAGUAUAUCUAGCCUGGACACUGCAAAAUUGCCGCUAUUUCUGUAGAAAAUGCACACCUGAACAGUUAGCCAUUGUUGAUUCAAAGACUACAACCAUACCACCUGCACUUUGUGUUGAUAAAGUGGACAACUGUCAAACAUACUCUCUUACCGUUUGUACUCAGUAUCGGACAUGGGCAAGGGAAAACUGUUUAAAUUACUGUGAUUUUUGCCAAGGAAAUGGACCCAAGUGCGUUGACAAAAUUUCUAACUGCAACGCUUACGGUGCCGAUGUUUGUACACAGCCGCAGUAUCGCGCAUGGGCAGCAAGCAAUUGCAAAUCGUUUUGUCAACUGUGUAAUGGGCAAAAUUCAACGACCGUUCAGCCUUAACACCAAUAUGACGUGCAAAUAAAGGAUAACGUAAAUGUUAUUAAAGGAAAAUGUAAAAUUAUCAAGUUAUGCAUCUAUUAUGAACUUGAAUGACGACAAUUUUGGAGGACGAUAACACAUGAGACCACAUGCUUCAUUAUAUAAUUAACUCUUAUUCGUUUAUGUGAAGAUCGAUCUAUUGAGAGCGAUUAUGAGAAAAUAACGCGUUAAAAAAGGAAAAAAUGACUUUGGUUUAAAUUUUUAGAUAUUAUUAUACAGUCUCUAGGAGUUAAAACAAAUUAUUCGUUUAAUAUUUAGCACAAGCGUAUUUUCUUAUGUUUUAUAACGAUUACACGUCUUUGAUGCAUACACAUGUACAUGCGUUUGGAUUUCAAUAUUGAUUAAAUACAUUCUAGCACUCGUUGCU